Amphiprion ocellaris (clown anemonefish) is the source of this 2857-nucleotide messenger RNA. RefSeq names its product thromboxane A synthase 1 (platelet) (gene tbxas1). Gene Ontology annotation, molecular function: iron ion binding; heme binding; steroid hydroxylase activity. The record is from RefSeq and is a predicted model, not a curated record. The transcript is spliced from 14 exons. Lineage: Eukaryota; Metazoa; Chordata; Actinopteri; Pomacentridae. Bases 98 to 1804 code for a protein of 568 amino acids.
CCCGUAGCUAGGGUGCAAAGAGGAAGACUCAAUAUUUACAUGGGAGAUGAGAGUUGUGUAAGGAGUGAUCAUCUCAUGUUGAUGCAGGACAGCUAAGAUGUGUUUUUCCAUCAUGGAGGCUGUAGUUGACUUCCUGAAUGUGUUCAUCAAUGAGGCCAGUAGAUUUUCUGUGACAUUCAGCCUCUUCCUCAUUUUUCUGGGCCUUCUCUACUGGUAUUCAGUCUACCCCUUCUCAGUCCUGUCUCGAUGUGGCAUCAAACAUCCAAAGCCAGUUCCUUUCUUAGGCAACAUAUUUAUGUUUCGCCAGGGGUUUUUCAGCCCUAUGUCUGACCUUAUAAAGACAUAUGGUAGGGUAUGUGGGUAUUAUUUGGGCCGCAGAGCGGUGGUGGUGAUAGCAGACCCUGAUAUGCUCAGACAGGUUAUGGUCAGGGAUUUCAGCAGCUUCCCUAACAGAAUGACUCUUCGCUUUGCCACCAAGCCCAUGACUGACUGUCUGCUCAUGUUGAAGAACGAACAGUGGAAAAGAGUUCGGAGCAUUCUGACCCCAUCCUUCAGUGCUGCCAAGAUGAAAGAAAUGGUUCCGCUGAUCAACACAGCCACUGAUUCCCUGAUGAACAACUUGAAUGUCCACGCUGAGUCAGGAGAGGCCUUCGACAUCCACAGGUGUUUUGGCUGCUUCACCAUGGAUGUCAUUGCCAGUGUGGCAUUUGCCACUCAGGUUGACUCACAGAACAACCCAGAUGACCCAUUUGUCAGCCACGCUCAGAUGUUCUUCUCCUUUUCUUUCUUCAGGCCCAUCAUGAUGUUUUUCAUUGCUUUUCCUUCCAUCACGGCUCCUCUGGCGAGAUUCAUCCCCAACAAAAGACGAGACCAAAUGAAUCAGUUCUUCAUCAACAGCAUUCAGAAGAUCAUCAAGCAGAGAGAGGAGCAGCCGCCUGAGCAGAGGCGUAGAGACUUCCUCCAGCUGAUGUUGGAUGCUCGAACCAGCGAAGACAGUGUGUCUUUGGAACACUUUGACACAGCAAACCACACUGAUGAACUCCAUCAGAGGAACCAGCAGACACAGCUGUCAGCCUCAGAUCAGGACAGCAGCCGUCCUCACCCACAAGAGUCACCCGUCAGGCGGCCACAGAAGAAAAUGAUGACUGAGGAUGAGAUUGUGGGUCAGGCUUUUGUCUUCCUCCUGGCAGGCUACGAAACCAGCAGCAACACGUUAGCCUUCACCUGCUACCUCCUGGCCCUCCACCCUGAAUGUCAAUGCAAAGUGCAGGAAGAGGUGGAUGAUUUUUUCACCAGAUAUGACUCACCAGAUUACACAAAUGUCCAGGAGUUGAAGUAUUUGGACAUGGUUAUAAGUGAAGCGUUACGCCUCUACCCACCUGGAUUCAGGUUUGCACGAAACACCGAACGUGACUGUGUGGUGAACGGUCAGUUCCUUCCUAAAGGAGCAACACUGGAGAUCCCAGCAGGUUUCCUCCACUAUGACCCAGAGCACUGGCCAGAGCCAGAGAAGUUCAUCCCUGAAAGGUUUACACCAGAAGCUAAAGCCAGUCGACAUCCAUUUGUUUACCUGCCGUUUGGGGCCGGCCCCCGUAACUGUGUGGGAAUGAGGCUCGCCCAGCUGGAAAUCAAAAUGGCUUUGGUUCGUCUCUUCCGUAGGUUCAGCAUCGUGGCCUGCUCUGAGACCAAGGUUCCUCUUGAAUUGAAGUCAUCAAGCACUCUGGGACCUAAAAAUGGCAUAUUUCUAAAAAUCACAAAGAGAGACAUGGGAGAAAGUGAAGCCAGUUCUCCAUCAGAUGGUUAGAAAACUCUCCAUUCAUCUUCUUGUAAGGCAGAGCAGUUCUUCGACAAGCUACAAAGAGCCCAUGAGCAAAGAAACAAAGGCCAGUGGUGCUGAAACCAGCUUAAAAAAUAUCCUCAUUUCCACCGCAAAAUUAAGAAGGAUGUAGUGCUUUUAAAAAUUCUCUUAACUUGCCUUAACUUGAGGAUGUGUACAGACCUGAGACAAACAAUGUUCAAACACUGGAUUGUUUUCAACAUACACACAGAGUGGACAGUGGACGCACCUUCUCAUUCAAUGUUUUUUAUUUACUUACGUUAUUUUCUACAUUGUAGAUUAAUACUGAAGAUGAACACUUUUUUGUUUACAACAUAAUUCCACAUGUAUUCUUUUAUAGCAGGAGUGGGCAAUUAAUUUUCAUAUGGGGCCACAUGAGAAACUUUGACGGUUGUUAAGGGCCGGACCAGUACACUUAAAAGCUCUGCUCAAUAUAUAUCUCAAUAAAAAUAGUAAAUGAAACAAUACAAUGAUGUACAAUGCCCAACUCUUGAAUCUCUGCUCUCAGAUCCCAAACUCGUUUAAGCACCUUGUCCAGGCUGAGCCAUCUGACAGCUGUCUGGUAACCAAGGUCGCCAUGUUCACUCUCAUCUGCUCCAAAAAGACAACAAACUGUCUGUAAUUCAAUGCUCUUGCCCUGAUGAAGUUAACUACUUUAGCUACAACAUCAGUCACGUGGUUGAUUUUUAGCACUGACUUACACAGCACCUCCUGAUGUAUAAAACAAUGCAAAAAUGUCAGUUUCUGUUCUGGGUUUAUUUCAGUCACUUUAUCUUGCAUCCGUUUCAAAAGUCCAACAUUUUUCCCUGUCAAAUUUGGACAGCCAUCAGUUGUAAUCAUAGUAUAGCCUUUGGUAUGAAAAAACGCCAUCAUAUACAUCGUAUAUUGUACAAAUAACAAGUCAAAGGAAAGAGACAUACAUUGUAGAAUUGUAGUAAUUGUGGGCUGACUGAUUUACUGAUUAUCAGUAUUUUAUUUUUUACUGAUUUACGGUAAUAAAUAAAUUUAAAAAUGGCGCUA